Molecule: messenger RNA, 1274 nt
Organism: Priapulus caudatus
Lineage: Eukaryota; Metazoa; Priapulida; Priapulimorpha; Priapulimorphida; Priapulidae
Product: peptidyl-prolyl cis-trans isomerase-like 1
Exons: 4
Coding region: 160-660 (166 amino acids)
Biological process (GO): protein folding; protein peptidyl-prolyl isomerization
Cellular component (GO): catalytic step 2 spliceosome
Molecular function (GO): peptidyl-prolyl cis-trans isomerase activity
Source: RefSeq, a predicted model, not a curated record
GGUGACGUCAUUAGUGAUAGUGGCGGGUUUUCGUGGAGAGUAGGAGUACAUGUAGUUUUCAGUAAAUUUUUUACGAUAGAAUCUGGAUAUUACCAGCGCUUAAGAAUCAAUCAGGGGGUUUUGUUAAAUUUUUUCACGUUAUAGCAUACGUGGGAUAGAAUGGCAGGCAUUCCACCAGCAUCCUGGCAACCUCCAUUUGUCGUAAUGGAAACAUCGAUGGGCGGGAUGGUGGUAGAACUGUACUGGCACCACGCUCCGAACACCUGUCGUAACUUUGCGGAGCUCGCACGCCGAGGUUAUUACGGCAACACCAAGUUCCAUCGCAUCAUCACUGACUUCAUGGUGCAGGCCGGAGAUCCGACCGCCACAGGUAGAGGUGGCGCCUCCAUCUAUGGCAAGGUGUUUGCGGACGAGAUUCAUCCGGCGCUGAAGCAUACUGGUGCCGGAAUACUGUCGAUGGCCAACUCAGGACCCAACACCAACGGCAGCCAGUUCUUCAUCACGCUAGCUCCCACACAGUGGCUGGAUGGCAAGCACGCGAUAUUCGGACGCAUCAGUCAGGGCAUAGGCGUGCUAAACAAGAUGGGGCUGGUGGAGACGGAUCAGGGAGACCGUCCCCUGGAAGACAUCGUCAUCGUCAGAGCGUACCCGCAGGAUUGAGAAAGCCGACUGGAUCGCUACAUCAUGCGUCGUCGGAGCCGGGACCACCGUUUCUCCACGCGUGACCGAGUCGUUGCUUGUGUCAAAUGUCAGUUUGGAAAUCGCGCGAAAGUCAUAUGUGUCAUUUACAUCUUAAUCGGAAACGUCCGUGUCCAAAUUUUUUUAAAUAAAUUUUUUUUACACGAUAAAGAUUUAGGAACAAUACUGACAUGUGUGUUAGUACUCUGUAUGUACCUGUUACAGUGAGCUUUUCAUAUUACAACAGGCCUCGGAGGUGUCAAUACAGAAUUCUUAAUCUAGCAUAUGGAAACCAUUUUUGAAUAAGAUUUUAGUAGGGCACGAAUCCUAAUUUGAGCAUUUGUUGUGUAAGAAACGCAACCGUAUAUGCAUGUGCGCACAGUAUGAUUAUGCACGCACGCACGCACGCACGCACGCACGCACACACACGUACAUAUAUAUAAACAGUGUGAUAAUAAGAAAUAUAGUGGAAUCUUACCUGAUAACCACAUUAUAUUGAUAUUGAUAUACAGAUAAAUUUUAUUUUUAAAAAGUACGUUUUUUUAAGAGAAAUAAUUUGUUUGACAUUAAAAGAUGGCAAACGAUGAAAACGGUAA